AUGGCGACUCAAGCUUCCGCUUCAUCCUCGACCGGAGCAACCACAGGCGCCGUUCCUUCGGCACCGGUCAUUUCUCCCUCCCUCAAGUUUGUCAUUUUCAAUCUCAAGUUUCUUGUUCCUCAUUCUCUUACUCCGGACAACUUUUCGAUUUGGAGCACCCAAAUCACCAAGCUGUUUAAGGCAAACGGAUUUGCCGAGUUUCUUGAUCCUAAGUCGGCUGUAGAAAACGUCGAUCCCAAUCAAGAUCCUCAUCUAUGGCAAGUCACGGAUCAAAAUCUCGCCACGGCAAUGUGCUCUACGAUCUCGCCGGCGGUUCUUCCAUAUGUGAUUCAUCUUGAAUCAAUGCAAGAAAUCUGGUCGACGCUCCACACUCGUUUCCAAUCAUCUAACCGAUCUAAGGUCAUUCAGCUCAAAAAUGAGCUACAUAAUGUGUCUAUGCAAAACAUGUCCAUGAUUCAGUAUCUAACUGAGAUAAAGAAGAUAGUCGAUCAAAUCUCCUCGGUGGGCUCGACGGUAGAUCCGGAAGAUGUGAUGAUCUACAUCUUGAAUGGCUUACCCCCGUCAUACCAGUCGUUCACGACCACCAUCCGAACAAUGCAAACAUCGCUGACACUCGACAAUCUAUAUGCUCUUCUCAUCAGUGAGGAGAUCCAUCUCAAAUCAGCGGCUCUGAAUUUCCUCCAAUGCCAGACAGCCAGUCAGUCCUAUAUGUGUUUUGGGGUCGUGGCCGGCGCGGUCGCGGAAGAUCUGCUAACGACAACGCUCCGGUAA
This is a messenger RNA of Dendrobium catenatum, 771 nucleotides long. RefSeq lists its product as uncharacterized. NCBI's taxonomy places the organism in Eukaryota, Viridiplantae, Streptophyta, Magnoliopsida, Asparagales, Orchidaceae. The coding region runs from base 1 to 771 and encodes 256 amino acids. The transcript has a single exon. The record is from RefSeq and is a predicted model, not a curated record.